CUACCAGGCCCAGUAUACUACUCGACGGUCGUUGAUAUUGCAUUACCUUUGUUAUUGCUCGAGUCCAGUUGUAAAAACUACAACAAAAUCAUGUCGUCUACAUUGUUUUUUAUUCUGGUGAUGGUUUGUUUUGUCAGUGGCUCUCUCUCCCAAGACGCAAAUUACAUACUGGGGGCUGGAAUUGCAGAUAUUACUGGUCCUGCUGCAGAUGCAAACUUGAUGGGCUAUGCUAACCCAUCGCAGACUGCAGGUGGGAUUUCUAUACGCCAGUUCAGCAGGGCGUUUGUGAUUGCCGACAGCAAGGGGGAGAAACGCUUUGUCUUUGUGAGCAUUGAUGCUGGCAUGCAGGACCAAGGCGUUACUUUAGAGGUGAUCUCAAGAUUGAAGACCGCAUAUGGAGGCCUUUACAACGAAACCAACGUGGCUAUCAGUGGAACCCACAGUCAUUCUGGAACAGCUGGAUUCCUGCAGUUUGUUCUCUUUGAUGUAACCUCUCUAGGAUUCAUCAAAGAAACCUUUGAAGUCAUGGUUGCAGGCAUUGUCAAGAGUAUAGAGAGUGCACACGAGAGCAUGGUUCCAGGCAACAUCUAUCAUAAUGAGGGCAUACUCCUUGAUUCUAAUAUCAACCGCAGUCCGACAGCCUAUGAGAACAACCCUAAAGAGGAGCAAGCAAGAUAUAAGUACAACGUGGACAAACUGAUGACAGUUCUAAAACUGGUGGAUACAAAUGGGGCAGACAUAGGAAUGAUCAAUUGGUUUGCAGUCCAUGGAACCUGCAUGAACAACACCAACAAGCUGAUCAGUGGCGACAACAAGGGAUAUGCCUCACAGCUCAUGGAGAAACAUUUCAAUCCAGGAGCUCUACCAGGCAAGGGCAAGUUUGUAGCCGCGUUUGCUUCCAGUAACCUUGGCGAUGUGUCGCCCAACACUAAAGGAGCUCGCUGCAUCGACACUGGACUGCCUUGUGACAGGAACAGCAGCACCUGUGGUGGAAAGACUGAAAUGUGCAUUGCCUUUGGACCUGGUGAAGACAUGUUUGACAGCACAAGGAUCAUUGGUGAAAACCAGUAUAAGAAAGCAAUGGAGUUGUACAGCGUUGCUAGUCGAAUGCUAACUGGUCCUAUAGGAUUUGUCCAUCAGUAUGUAAACAUGACGGAUGUGACCGUGCAUUACAAUUCAAGCUUCAAGGGGAAAACCUGCAAGCCCUCUAUGGGUUACAGCUUUGCGGCUGGAACAACAGACGGACCGGGAGCCUUUGAUUUCACCCAAGGAGUCACAGAGGGCAACCUGUUCUGGAACCUUGUAAGGAAUGCUUUAAAGAAACCCUCACCCGAGCUCAUCGCCUGCCAACAUCCUAAGCCAAUCCUUCUGGCUACAGGAGAGAUGAACUUUCCAUAUGAAUGGUCACCUCACAUUGUGGACACCCAGAUUCUUCGCAUCGGGGAUUUCGCAAUCCUUGCUAUACCUGGGGAAUUCACAACAAUGUCAGGAAGGAGAGUAAGAGAGGCCGUCACCAAGGAGAUGAUUGCAAACGGAGCCUCAGCUAAUGCUACAGCGGUAGUAGCAGGAUUGACCAAUACUUAUAGUGACUAUAUUGUGACAUACGAGGAGUACCAGGUGCAGAGAUAUGAGGGAGCUUCUACGAUCUUUGGGCAGCACACUCUGCAAGCAUACAUCAACCAGUUCAGAAACCUUACAACAAAUAUGAUGCAGGAUAAGACUCCACCACGAGGUCCCAUCCCAAAGAGUCUGAUUGAUGAUCAGGUGUCCUUUCUUCCACCGGUCUUCUUUGAUGAAACUCCCAUCGGAAAGAGCUUUGGAGAAGUCCUCACAGAUGUCAGUGGCACAACUUUUAAGAAGGGAUCAGUUGUCCAAGCGGUUUUUCAAGCUGGUAACCCACGGAAUAAUCUGAGAACUGGUGAAUCAUUCAUGACUGUUGAAUACCUGGACCCUACCAAGCAAACAUGGACGGUUGUACACACAGAUGCUGACUUCUGCACCAGAUUCAUUUGGACGCGUACAAGCACGUUGCUUGGUCACAGCGAGGUCACCGCCUAUUGGGACAUCCCAUUGGACACACCUAUGGGCACCUACCGUCUCAGGGUGUUUGGAGAAUCUAAAGAUAUCGCACAGAAGAUCAGUAGCUAUGAAGGAACGUCUUCACAGUUCAAGGUUACUCAAUAGAUUGACAAGAUCAGAGACUCCAAUAUCCCUUUAAGUGUUCCUAUUCUCCCACUUAACCACUUAUUCAAGGCAUAACUUUGUCUCGAGUCUUCAUAAAAUGUGUUAUGUGAUUAAAAUCAAAUCAAAUGCAAGAACUACCUUCACAGUUCAAGGUUACUCAAUAGAUUUGAAAGGUUCAGAGACACCAACUCCACCCCACUUUCAUUUCUAAAAAUCUCCCUUUGUUCUAUUAAUCGUUUGAAUCCUGAAUUCUCUCAUUCCCAUAAACUUAACAUGGAAUCACUUGGUCCCGGUAGUGAGCGGGUAAAAGGUAUAGACCAGUUUUGGAAACACCCCCCUCUCAAAAAAAGAAAUGGAAGCUCUUAUUACCAAUCAUGUGAAAGAACAUGUUUUGACUAAUACAUGAUGAUACAAAAUAGAUAAUACACCCGUGUCGCGCACGUGUGCGUAGUCCCAUAUUCAUCUUUCUGUGAACAGUGCUUGUAACUUUAGGAAGACUGGGCCAAAUUUCUUAUCAUUUUGAUGAUUCUAGAACCUUGCAGUACACACCAAUACUUAUAUGCUAGAUGAUCAACCUUUUCUGAUCGAUUCCACAACGUUUCUUUCACAAUGCAAUCGCAUGACCAGAACUGGUCUUUAUCUUUAAGGUAGCAUUUCCUCCUGUUAAACUGUGUGAUCUCCAUCAUAGGGAAUAAAGUGAUAGAAUUAAGGUUGGCAAUAUCUACAAGUACUAUCAGGGUUCUAUUGAAUAACAUGUAGAUGUCAAGUUUUGGAAAGCUUUGGAACUGUAGUUGCAGAAAAAUAGAGAAAUAAAAGCAACAUAAAGGUAAUUCUUUCACUUGCAGUUUUGAGUAGACAAAUCACAUUUGUUGUUUUAGGUCUUAGAAACUUUGGUUGCUUUUCCACCUCCUUCUCUCUCUCUCUCUCUCUCUCUCUUUCUCUAUUUAUCUUGCCCUAUUGUUAUAUCUCUGUCUCAGGUGCAUACUAGUCACUCUUUUGCCACAUGCAAUUUUGCACAAAGCAAUGCCACCAAUUGGCAGAAUUAUGCAACACAAUGGUCUUGAUUAGCUCAAUGACAGCACUUUUAAAGGUACUAUGUCCCAUUUGCAGGCCAAAAAAAUGAAAAGGUUAAAUUCCAACUGCAUUUGAAAGGUAAUACUAAUUUAGA
Strongylocentrotus purpuratus (purple sea urchin) is the source of this 3352-nucleotide messenger RNA. RefSeq names its product neutral ceramidase (gene asah2). Bases 91 to 2184 code for a protein of 697 amino acids. The transcript is spliced from 19 exons. Gene Ontology annotation, molecular function: N-acylsphingosine amidohydrolase activity. Gene Ontology annotation, biological process: sphingosine biosynthetic process; long-chain fatty acid biosynthetic process; ceramide catabolic process. The record is from RefSeq and is a predicted model, not a curated record. Gene Ontology annotation, cellular component: extracellular region. NCBI's taxonomy places the organism in Eukaryota, Metazoa, Echinodermata, Echinoidea, Camarodonta, Strongylocentrotidae.